AUGUACAAAUUAACUGUUUUUAUUGCUGCUUUUUUCAGUUUAUUCUUCCAAUCAGUUAUUGCUGCUCCAAUUCAACAAGGAUUCCGUGGUAAUAUAACUUUAUACAUUAAAUCAGAUAGUGAAGAAGUCAAUGGUAAGACCCUUUAUACACUUACUAAAGACAAUGGAUUUAAUGAAAUUUACAUUGGUGAUUAUGUUACUCCAGGGGCUACUUUUUAUUUAGAACCAUCAUACAUUUAUCAAAGAUAUGAUGAUGAUAAAUCAGGUACUUCUUAUUCUUUAACUUAUAGUGAACAAGGUAAAAUUGGUGUUGCUGCUGGUUCUGAUGGUAUUUAUAUUUCUGAUUUUGAUGGAACAAAUGGUGAACUUAAAUUCUCUGGUGAUGAUUACUUAUAUGCUGUUCAUGUUGUUGAUAAACCAGCUUAUUCUGCUAGUCAAUAUGCUAUCCAAGUUGGUAAUCCAAACCUGCCACCAAAGAACUCCUACAAAGUUAAGAUCUAUGGUAGACUUAAUUGGGCUGUCUUGUAA
This is a messenger RNA of Candida dubliniensis CD36, 528 nucleotides long. RefSeq names its product Pbr1p (gene PBR1). The transcript has a single exon. The record is from RefSeq and is a predicted model, not a curated record. Bases 1 to 528 code for a protein of 175 amino acids. Lineage: Eukaryota; Fungi; Ascomycota; Pichiomycetes; Serinales; Debaryomycetaceae.